Strongylocentrotus purpuratus (purple sea urchin) is the source of this 2551-nucleotide messenger RNA. Its product is annotated as zinc finger protein 708-like. Lineage: Eukaryota; Metazoa; Echinodermata; Echinoidea; Camarodonta; Strongylocentrotidae. The record is from RefSeq and is a predicted model, not a curated record.
GAAUUCUGUAACUGUAAGCAUGAUUUAAUCCUAAGAUUCGUACCAUGCAGACUUGUACAACUAAAUUAUCUAAAAAUCUGCACGACAUCUAGACUCUAGCGCUGCAAACGUGCUAAUAAUUGGCACACACGAAUAGUCAAUACAUAGGUCUACACAAAACACAGAUGCACGCAAAAACAAUGAACACGAUGUGGCUGAUCGGCAAGUUUGACAGAGUCUAGACUUACAAUGACAAUGUUUAAAUUAUUCUUUUUAACAUCGGUAACACCCUAUUGUCAUCAUGCCUCUCCCAGCAACUGAUGAUUAUUCAGCCGUCCAGGCUUACUUAACAGCCAAGGAAUGGGCAGAGACGAGUGACUAUGAGAAACUUCGUCUCAAGAACAUCAAAGAAAAUUAUGAGAUGAUGCUUGAAGUUGGACUACAGGUCGACAGUCCCCCGGAUUUCAUGCGACCUCGUCGUGGAAGAAAGAAACAGAUCGUUGAGGAGAGUGAUAGCGAGGAUGAGGAGUGCAAGCAGAAGAAGGCCAAGAAAAAGUCAAUAGACAGGAGAAAGGAGAAACCCCAACCAUCCCCAAGACAAUCUAGAUACCCAAAGAGAGCAGUGAGCCGCAAGUCUUACAAAGAAGAACAUGUUCCUGAUGAUUCUGAACUCUAUAGAUGUGGGGACUGUGGAACACUCUAUGCCAUUCCGCUUCUUUUAGCGAAGCAUCUCAAGUACAAACAUGGACACUAUGGUAUUGUCCCAAAGGCAGAUGCAUCAAAGGAAGACAUUCUACAGUUCAUCAAAGGAGAAAUCAGAUGUAGUAAAACAAGAAUUAUGCAAAACGGGAAAAAAACAUAUGUCUGUGAUCAAUGUGGUAUGGCAUUUAAUCAAGCCGGUAAUCUCACAACACAUAAACGCAUCCAUACAGGUGAGAAGCCCUAUGUAUGUGAUCAAUGUGGUAAGGCAUUCAAUCAAAUAAGUAAUCUCACAUCACAUAAACUCAUCCAUACAGGUGAGAAACCCUAUGUAUGUGAUCAAUGUGGUAAGGGUUUUAAUCAAGAAGCACAUCUCACAAGACAUGAACGCAUCCAUACAGGUGAGAAGCCCUAUGUAUGUGAUCAAUGUGGUAAGGCAUUUAAUCAAGCCGGUGGUCUCACAACACAUAAACGCAUCCAUACAGGUGAGAAACCCUAUGUAUGUGAUCAAUGCGGUAAGGCAUUUAAUCAUGAAUCUAGUCUCACAACACAUAGACGCAUCCAUACAGGUGAGAAGCCCCAUGUAUGUGAUCAAUGUGGUAAGGCAUUUAAUCAAGCUGGUGAUCUCACAAAACAUAAACGCAUCCAUACAGAUGAGAGGCCCUAUGCAUGUGAUCAAUGUGGUAAGGCAUUUAAUCAAGCUGGCUAUCUCACAACACAUAAACGGAUCCAUACAGGUGAGAAGCCCUUUGCAUGUGAUCAAUGUGAUAAGGCAUUUAGUCAAGAACCUCAUCUCACAAUACAUAAACGCAUCCAUACAGGUGAGAAGCCCUAUGUAUGUUAUCAAUGUGGCAAGGCAUUUAAUCAAAUAAGUAAUCUCACAAAACAUAAACACAUCCAUACAGGUGAGAAGCCCUAUGAAUGUGAUCAGUGUGGUAAGGCAUGUAAUCGAGCUAGUGCUCUCAAGAAACAUAAGCGCAUUCAUACAGGUGAGAAGCCCUAUGUAUGUGAUCAAUGUGGUAAGGCAUUUAAUCAAAAACAUGUUCUCACAACACAUAAAUUAAUCCAUACAGGUGAGAAGCCCCAUGUAUGUAAUCAAUGUGACAAGGCAUUUGGUCAAAAAAGUAACCUCACAAAGCAUAAACGCAACCAUACAGGUGAGAAGCCCUAUGUAUGUGAUCAAUGUGGUAAGAGUUUUAAUCAAGAAGCACAUCUCACAAGACAUAAACACAUCCAUACAGGUGAGAAGCCCUAUGUAUGUGAUCAAUGUGGUAAGGCAUUUGAUCAAAAAAGUAACCUCACAAAACAUAAACGAAUCCAUACAGGUGAGAAGCCUUAUGUAUGUGAUCAAUGUGGCAAGGCAUUUAAUCGAGCUGGCUAUCUAACAAAACAUAAACACAUCCACACAGGUGAGAAGCCCUAUGUAUGUGAUCAAUGUGGUAAGGCAUUUAAUCAAGCCGGUAAUCUCACAACACAUAAACGAUCCAUACAGGUGAGAAGCCCCAUGUAUGUGAUCAAUGUGGUAAGUCAUUUAAUCAAGCUGGUGAUCUCACAAAACAUAAACGCAUCCAUACAGAUGAGAGGCCCUAUGCAUGUGAUCAAUGUGGUAAGGCAUUUAUUCAAGCUGGCUAUCUCACAACACAUAAACGGAUCCAUACAGGUGAGAAGCCCUUUGCAUGUGAUCAAUGUGAUAAGGCAUUUAGUCAAGAACCUCAUCUCACAACACAUAAACGCAUCCAUACAGGUGAGAAGCCCUAUGUAUGUUAUCAAUGUGGCAAGGCAUUUAAUCAAAUAAGUAAUCUCACAAAACAUAAACACAUACAUACAGGUGAGAAGUCCUAUAAAUGUGAUCAGUGUGGUAAGGCAUGUAAUC